Molecule: messenger RNA, 3251 nt
Organism: Lathyrus oleraceus (garden pea)
Lineage: Eukaryota; Viridiplantae; Streptophyta; Magnoliopsida; Fabales; Fabaceae
Exons: 7
Coding region: 311-2896 (861 amino acids)
Molecular function (GO): protein binding
Source: RefSeq, a predicted model, not a curated record
CACAAAGGAAACCUCUCCUUCUCUUUCUCUUUCUCUUUCUCUUUCCUUCUCUACAUCUCUCUCUCCACACAGAAACAUUGCUCCCUGACCGAACCCCAAACUCCUUCACCCCAUUCCAUUCCACUCCACCCUCGACUCUCUCAACACACACACAAUAACCAAACUCUUCCAUUCCCAAAUCAACCUUCUCCAUCAUCUUCCCCAAUUCGAUCCAUCACAAACCUUGAUCAGAUCGACUCACAUUCUGCUCAGGGAAGGGCAUUUUCAUUGAAAUGGGAAUGCCCAAUCCCAAUCUCAUCUCCAUUAAACCAUGAACAAACCCACUGUGGUUUCAGACCAAGACCAUCACGAUUUCUUCUACGAAUCACACGACCGUUUACUCUCUCUUUCUUCUUCAUGCUCUUGUUCCAACUCCAACUCUGACCAAGAACAAGAACAAGACCAAGACGAAGAUAACACCAAUAACAAUAACAAUAUCUGCAAUUACAAUUUUGCCCUUAACAGUUACGACAUAUGGAUCUCCCAACCUUCCUCCGUCUCCGAACGACGAACCCGUCUUCUCCAAACCAUAGGUCUCUCUUCCGACCCUACGCUCUCACGCGGAAACCCUAUCCCGCCUUACAAUGCCAUGUUCCGAUCCAAAUCUGACGGUUACAAUAAUUCCAACACCAACCAAACUUCUUAUCCCUCUCUUAACUCUUCUUCUUCUUCUGUAAAUAACUCUAUUCCCGCUAAUUGCGGCGGAUCCCCCGGUAAACCUCCAUCUGGGAAGAAUAAUUCUAGAAGAACUCAUUCCGGCGCCGAUUUUUUGCCGGGAAGUUCGGCUUCUGCGGCGGAGGUGGUUGAGGCGACGGUGGAGGUUUCUGUUUCCGGCGAGGCGGAAUGCGGUGAGAUUGAAAGAAUUGAAAGAGGAGAUGAAGAACAAGCUUGUACUAUUAGAGAUCUUGAUAAUGGGAAGGAGUUUGUUGUGAAGGAAGUUAGAGAGGAUGGAAUGUGGAAUAAAGUGAAGGAGGUUGGGACUGGGAGACAGUUGACUAUGGAGGAAUUUGAGAUGACGGUUGGUCAUUCUCCCAUUGUGCAGGAGCUUAUGCGGCGGCAGAAUCACGAGGAGACUGGUGAUGGAAUUGGGGGAAGUGGUGGUGGUGGUGGUGGUGGUGGGAGUGGGAAUGGGAGUGGAAGUUCUUCAAAGGGGAAGAAGAAAGGGGCCAGUUGGUUGAAGAGUAUUAAGAGUGUUGCGAGUUCGAUGGCGGGUCAUAAGGAGCGGCGGAGCAGUGAUGAGAGGGAUACUUCGUCGGAGAAAGGGGGUAGGAGGUCGAGUUCGGCUACCGAUGAUAGUCAGGAUGGUUCGUUUCAUGGACCGGAGAGGGUGAGAGUGAGACAAUAUGGGAAAUCGUGUAAAGAGAUAACUGCAUUGUAUAAGAGUCAAGAGAUUCAGGCUCAUAAUGGGUCAAUUUGGAGUAUUAAGUUUAGUUUAGACGGGAAGUAUCUUGCUAGUGCCGGUGAGGAUUGUGUGAUUCAUAUUUGGCGGGUUGUGGAGUCUGAGAGGAAAGGUGAGUUGUUGCUUAUGGACAAACAGGAAGAUGUUAAUGUUAAUAUGUUGUUUCUUGUUAAUGGGUCGCCGGAACCCACUUUGUUGUCUCCUUUGGCGGAUAAUCUUCCAGAGAGGAAGAGAAAGGGGCGAUCGUCUGUUAGUAGAAAGUCCUUGAGCUUGGACCAGUUUGUGGUCCCUGAAAAUGUGUUUGCACUCACUGAAAAACCCAUUUGCUCCUUUCAGGGACAUUUGCAUGAUGUGCUUGACCUCUCCUGGUCUAAGUCUCAGCACUUGCUCUCAUCUUCAAUGGACAAAACAGUGCGGCUGUGGCAUUUGUCUAGCAAGUCUUGUUUGAAGAUUUUUUCACACAGUGACUAUGUAACUUGCAUCCAGUUUAAUCCUGUUGAUGAUAGAUACUUCAUUAGUGGAUCUUUGGAUGCUAAGGUUCGCAUAUGGAGCAUUCCUGAUCGACAAGUUGUUGAUUGGAUUGAUCUUCAUGAGAUGGUCACUGCUGCAUGUUAUACGCCUGAUGGCCAGGGUGCACUAGUUGGUUCAUACAAGGGUAGCUGUCAUUUAUAUAAUACAUCCGAAAAUAAGUUGCAACAGAAAAGCCAGAUCAAUUUGCAGAACAAAAAAAAGAAAUCAAAUCACAAGAAAAUUACUGGUUUCCAGUUUGCCCCAGGUAGUUCAUCGGAAGUACUUAUCACUUCUGCUGAUUCUCGUAUUCGGGUUGUUGAUGGUAUUGAUCUGGUUCAUAAGUUUAAAGGUUUUCGAAACGCAAGUAGUCAGAUUUCAGCCUCCCUCACAGCAAAUGGUAAGUAUAUUGUUGCAGCAAGUGAGGAUUCCCAUGUAUACAUCUGGAAAAAUGAAGCUGAUUGCAGACCUAACAGAAGUAAAAGUGUCACCGUGACACAGUCCUAUGAACAUUUUCACUGCAAAGAUGUGUCGGUGGCCAUUCCCUGGCCUGGUAUGGGUGAUGCAUGGGACAUGCAUGAUACAUUUUCUGGAGAACAACCUGAGCUUGAUAACAAUAACGAUGAAGUCGCAUCAGCCAAUCAUCCUCCUACCCCUGUAGAGGAAAACUUUGGUGUUGAGGGUUCCCAAUCUGCUUCAGGUUACAAUAGUCCGCAUCAUGCAACCAUUGCGAGUGCGACAAACAGUUACUUUUUUGAUAGAAUUUCUGCAACAUGGCCAGAGGAAAAACUUCUCCUGGCUGCUAGAAAUCAUCAAAGCCCUCGCAUCAGUACGGAUAUCUCAAAUGGGGUGAGUCAAAAAAUGUCAGCUUGGGGUAUGGUGAUUGUUACUGCCGGUCUUCGAGGUGAAAUUAGAACUUUCCAAAAUUUUGGAUUGCCACUGCGAAUAUAAUAGGCAAUAUAUGUAUGGCUAUAUGGCAUGGCGGGGAGUGAGUUGAUAUCAGCUCAGAAGGAAGUUGAGAUCACCUUCUCCAUUAGCUGGCAAAAAACUGUACAGAAAAGUGGGUGAGGUUUGUAAUAUUAGCAGUGUUUCAUUUAUUUCCUUGUUCAUGUGCUUAUUGGAUGAAGAUAGGUUAUCAUUUCGUUCAUGCACUUAGGGGGGAAAACAUUGUCAAACAAAAAAGGAAAAAAAAAAAGAAAAAAAAGGUACACCAGAAAUUUAGAAACCGAUGGAUGUAAUCGGGAAAUGUAGAGUAACGCGAGUAUGGGAAAAGCUUAUUGAAAUUAGAAAUGAUGAUUCUUUUACA